AGGCAGCAUGGCAACAUGGCGGCCCCGGUGAGCUAUGGCUGUGAGGUCUGAACUUACGCAUUUGUUAACUGCUGUGUGCCUGAUGAUGGCGUUGUGCGGUUCGCGUCAGAGCCCGGAGGAGCUCCCUGCAGAACCCCCUUCACAAAAAGAUGAGGAUUGUGAUUCUGAAGAUCGGGUCAGCGACUCGGAAUCUUACUCCUCUACGAGUUCCGAUUAUAAUGACCUUGAGCCUGAAUGGCUGGAUAGUGUGCAGAAAAAUGGAGAGCUGUUUUAUUUGGAAUUGAGUGAGGAUGAAGAAGAAAGCCUCCUUCCUGAGACACCUACUGUGAACCAUGUCAGGUUCAGUGAAAAUGAGAUUAUUAUUGAAGAGGGUGAUUACAAAGAAGGAAAAAAGUAUGAACCGAAACUCAAGCGGUUUACCAAGAUUUUAAAAAGUAAAAAACUGUUACCUAAGCGCAGUAAUAAAAAAAAUAGCAAUGCAAGUGGGCCAGUAUCCAUUCUAAAGCACCAGUCCAAUCAGAAAACAGGAGUUGUUGUGCAACAGCGGUACAAAGAUGUGAAUGUUUAUGUAAACCCCAAAAAGUUAACCAUCACCAAAGCCAAAGAGCAGCUCAAGCUUCUGGAAGUACUGGUUGGGAUUAUCCAUCAGACCAAGUGGAGCUGGAAAAGAACUGGAAAACAGGGCGGUGGGGAGAGGCUUGUGGUACAUGGUUUGCUGCCAGGAGGAUCUGCUAUGAAGAGUGGUCAGAUAUUAAUUGGUGAUGUCCUUGUUGCUGUGAAUGAUGUAGAUGUGACCUCUGAGAACAUAGAGAGAGUUCUGUCUUGCAUUCCUGGACCUAUGCAGGUGAAACUGACAUUUGAAAAUGUGAAUGCUGUCAAAAAGGAAACAACUCAACCAAGACAGAAAAAGUCACCAUCGAACACAAGUGAUUUAGUCAAAUUUCUAUGGGGAGAAGAGAUUGAAGGUAUCCAGCAGAAUAUCCUAAACACUCCUCAUAUCGUUAUGUAUCUCACACUACAGCUUGACUCAGAAACAUCAAAGGAAGAGCAGGAAAUCCUUUAUCAUUAUCCAGUAUCUGAUGCAUCUCAGAAACUUAAAAGUGUGAGAGGGAUAUUUCUCACACUCUGUGAUAUGUUGGAAAAUGUAACUGGGACACAAGUUACUAGCUCAUCCCUUCUUUUAAAUGGGAAACAAAUUCAUGUGGCUUAUUGGAAAGAAUCUGACAAGUUGUUGUUAAUUGGCCUACCUGCUGAGGAAGUUCCUCUUCCUCAGCUAAGGAAUGUGAUAGAAGAUGUUGCCCGAACCUUAAAAUUUAUGUAUGGUUCUUUAGAUAGUGCCUUUUGCCAGGUUGAGAAUGCUCCUCGUUUGGAUCAUUUUUUCAGCUUGUUCUUUCAAAGAGCCCUUCAGCCUGCUAACCUGCACUCCAGUGCCAGUUCCAGUGCACAGCAGUAUGAUGCUGCCAGUGCAGUACUUUUAGACAAUCUCCCUGGAGUUCGGUGGCUCACACUUCCACAGGAAAUUAAGAUGGAAUUAGACACAGCAUUGAGUGAAUUGGAAGCCGCAGAUUUUGCAGAACUGUCUGAGGAUUACUAUGACAUGAGGCGGCUGUAUACAAUCUUGGGGUCUUCUCUAUUUUACAAGGGUUAUUUGAUAUGCAGUCAUUUGCCUAAGGAUGAUCUUAUUGAUAUUGCUGUAUACUGUCGCCACUAUUGCCUACUGCCUUUAGCAGCAAAACAGAGAAUUGGUCAGUUGGUAAUAUGGAGAGAAGUAUUUCCUCGACAUCACCUUCAACCUUCUACAGACUCAAAUACUGAAGUCUUUCAGGAACCUGAAGGGAGAUAUUUUUUGCUAAUUGUUGGCUUGAGACAUUAUAUGUUAUGUGUACUACUAGAAGCUGGAGGCUGUACAUCCAAAGCUAUUGGGAAUCCUGGACCAGACUGUAUAUAUGUGGAUCAGGUCAAAACAACUCUUCACCAGCUGGAAGGGGUAGAUUCCCGCAUAAAUGAACGGCUAGCCUCUUCUCCGAGCCCCUGUUUGUCUUGUGCUGACUGGUUCCUUGCUGGAUCACAUGAAAAGUUAGAUAAUUUGACGACGUCACCCAUCCUCAAUAGGCUGCAAGCUACUUCCAAAGUAGCAACCUCUCCAACAUGCAGAAGAACUCUUUUUGGUGACUAUUCCUUAAAGACACGUAAGCCCAGUCCUUCCCGAAGCGGAGGAUCUGACAGUGGUUGUGAAGGUAGAGAAGGCGUUGGCUUGAGCCCCCAUGCUACCCUGGAUGCAGCACAGAAGCAAAGAGCAUCUCAAGGUUCUGAUGGUUCAGAAGAAAGUGGGGCCUUGCUUAAGGUAACUAAAAAGAAGUCUACUCUUCCAAAUCCAUUUCAUUUUGGAAACUUGAAAAAAGAUCUGUCAGAAAAAGAAUUGGAAAUGUAUAACACAAUGAAAUUGACAUCUGGUCCUGAGAACACACUUUUCCACUAUGUUGCCUUAGAAACAGUGCAAGGGAUCUUUAUUACUCCUACCCAUGAAGAGGUGGCACAGCUAAGCGGUUCUAUCCACCCUCAACUUAUAAAGAAUUUCCAUCAGUGUUGUCUCUCCAUUCGUGCAAUUUUCCAACAGACAUUGGUUCAAGAGAGAAAGAAAGCACUCAGUGGUAGAGAUCAUUCAGGUUCUACAAAUUCAGUGUCUUCUCUUAACCCUGUGAAAGAACACGGUGUGUUGUUUGAAUGCUCACCUGAAAACUGGACUGAUCAGAGAAAAACACCACCAGUUAUGGCUUACUGGGUAGUAGGGAGACUCUUUCUUCAUCCCAAACUUCAAGAACUUUAUGUCUGUUUUCAUGACUCAGUUACAGAAAUUGCCAUUGAAAUGGCCUUUAAAUUGUUCUUUGGAUUAACCCUGUAGCCAUGUCAGCUUGAUGCAUGGCUACCUUGUGCACAGACAGGCUAUUGAGCAGUGGUAGAAUUGCUAAAAUAUAUUUACAAAGAGAUAUGGUUUAAGUUCUUUUCAAUGUUCAAUACUCAACAUAAUAUUUUUCAAGACUGAAAUGACAUACUCUUGGAUUUGAUGCACUGAAUCUCAUUAUCAGACUUUUGAAGACGAUACUUGAUCAAAACAGGAAGAAGAAAUUAACUUAUUUCCAUUUUGGUUUAUAAUAUUAAUUUAUUUACUAGUUUGAAAUAAUGUAAUGCGUUUUAUGUAAAACUGAUAUAAGGAUGAUUAUCUUGGAAAAAUACCCAAUUCAUUGUAUAUUUCACUCAAGACUAAUAUUGAUAUCUAGCAAAACAAUUAUGAAGUUGGGAGGAGGUGACCAGGUUCUGUAAGUGACUAGUGCUAUGACCAUGAGAAAGUUUUGUACCUCUCUGGGCUCAGAAUUUUUGUGUACAAAUUAAAUGAUUGCUUUGAGGUGUCUAAAGUCCCUCUUAAGAGUAAAA
Messenger RNA from Phacochoerus africanus (Common warthog), 3432 nucleotides. RefSeq names its product inturned planar cell polarity protein (gene INTU). Lineage: Eukaryota; Metazoa; Chordata; Mammalia; Artiodactyla; Suidae. The transcript is spliced from 16 exons. The record is from RefSeq and is a predicted model, not a curated record. Gene Ontology annotation, cellular component: cytoplasm; cilium. Gene Ontology annotation, molecular function: protein binding. The coding region runs from base 35 to 2902 and encodes 955 amino acids. Gene Ontology annotation, biological process: cilium assembly; vesicle-mediated transport; nervous system development.